ACCCUGGUUAGAGAAGGGUGGGUUGGGGAACUUCCCUGAUAAGUAAUUCUCAGAACAUGGCCGAACCAGAUGGAUAUAGCCCUUUUGAUAAAGAAGGAACAGUAGCAGCAGAUUUCCUUGACGAUUUCAAGGAGUAUGUGGAUACUCAACCGAACUGCUGCCCAGUGGUGUAUGAUGAUACUGGUAAAGAUAUCUUCUGUGGAUGGGUUUUUUGGAGCCGAGAAGACGACCAAUCCGAACAUCCUCCGAUUCUCUUUCCAGAUAUUUUGGAUUUUAAAAAGAAGAUCAAAGAUGUCCUUCGAAAUUGUGUAGUCGAUUGCUUUGAAUAUCCAAUACUAUAUCAAUUUUGGGCACCCACAAGGACAAUGGAGGGCCGGUCUUAUCUUACAACUCAAAACCAACCUUUCGCUCUUUCUACAUUUGAUAUAAGAAUUGAUGAUGUUAAAGGAUUUUGUGGGUAUAGGAUGAUCUCUAAGGACUAUAAAUUUUACAUGGAUAGAGAGAGUUCCGAUGAACAACUUGGGGUUCCUGGCCGUGUUUUCAAGCAUGGAUUUCCCGAAUUCAGUUCUAAUAUAGAAUAUUACUCUAUCAAAGAGUAUCCAUUGCGCGACCAUGCUUUACAUUGCCAAGUUAAACUAUCUUCGGCUAUCCCCCUGUUUGAUCUUUCUACCCACUUAUGUGUUGGUGUACUUGAGAUAGUUUCAACAACGCCCUCAACGGAAUAUCCAUCAUUCCUUGACCCUGAUUGGGGGAAUUUCCAUAAUUAUUGGAAGGAGGUAGGUCUGGAAUCUUCAAUUUCAGUUGCCGACCAUUGCAAGGAAAGUGUAAGUGGUACACUGUAAUGUAAUGUCAAAUUUGGUAUUUUAUUUUAUUUUUUAAAUUAAUAUGAUGAGGAAUAUCUUCUGACAAUACUUGGACGUGACAA
Camellia sinensis is the source of this 925-nucleotide messenger RNA. Its product is annotated as protein NLP6. Lineage: Eukaryota; Viridiplantae; Streptophyta; Magnoliopsida; Ericales; Theaceae. Gene Ontology annotation, molecular function: DNA-binding transcription factor activity; protein binding. The record is from RefSeq and is a predicted model, not a curated record.